Messenger RNA from Salmo salar (Atlantic salmon), 2042 nucleotides. The record is from RefSeq and is a predicted model, not a curated record. NCBI's taxonomy places the organism in Eukaryota, Metazoa, Chordata, Actinopteri, Salmoniformes, Salmonidae.
UUACAUAUGCUGUAAGUUUCAUUUCGUCAGAAAUGGUUUUGUCGCAUGCUGGUCACCUGUUUUGUAGUUAAUGGAGAGCAAUGUUCUACUUCAGAUUUGACAAUAUAUGUACAGUUUUGCGAGGGCCAACAGUCCGGUGUUCUACGGUGACUGACAUGGAUACAACAGCUCUGCUCUACAAGGUCCUCUGCCCAUAAUGGGUCCAGAGAGCUGGGAGAAUUACGUGCCAACAUUAGCACGAUGGAAGAUGACCUGGAAAGUGUUUUAGGGAAUCAGGAGAUGUUUACCAGGGCUGUCUCUAAGGGAAACAAACUGAUAGUUGCCAAGACAAAGAUGAGGUUAUGCAGAGCUAAUGGAUGGAGUGGCUGCAGCAAUUUACACCUAUACAAGGAUGCCGUCUCUGCCAUGAGCUGACGUCAGAGCAUAACAUCAGAGUCCUGAGAGAGCAUUAACUGGAGGAACUGGACAGGAAGGAGCUGUGUACAUUACUGCUGCAGAAUGACAACGCCCUUUUACCCCCAGUAUGUUUGCUUCACAUACAACAAAGGUAGUGGAGAGUAUGGCUACUGUCCUGACAAAGGGAGCUGCAGAAGACUCCAUGUCUAUGAGCACUACAUUACAGGAACCUGUGCUGCAGACGUGGAUUGUGGCAGGUCUCAUGACUUAUACGAGCCCCACCUGAUCAACACCCUGCAGCAGAGGGGAGUACCUAAUGAACUGGUGGCAUCUAUAUUGUCCACCUACCGCAACGUCCAGGCAAUCAGUGAUACUAAUGAUGCUUGUGACAACACACUUUGGUAAAAGAUCUUGUAGAGUAGACUACACUAACCUCGUCCCUGGGCUCAAUUGCUAUUGGAUAUAAAUUAGGAGAGAGAGCUGCCAGGUGGAUGAGAUUAUACUGUACUGAUUGUAUUUUUUUAUAACACUGUCUAACUUUCUCUACUCAUCCUCAGCAAGAAAGACUCUGGUGACUGCCUGCUGAAAUCCAAAGCUUUACCCAGUCACUGGGAUAAAUCUUCAGUACCUGAAACUGGAUUCAAGAGGGUUGCUCUGCAGAGUUCCUCAACUGAGCACAAGAAUAUUCUGGAUCUUUUCCAUCAAACUAUGACUGGCUUCAGUGUGAAGAGUAUUGAGAGGGUGCAGAAUCGGAUCCUGUGGGAGGUCUUUUCGUGGCAAGGAGAUGUGAUGAGAAAGACAAAUGCAGGGAAGGAGAAUGAGAAGCAGCUCUUCCAUGGAACAGACUCUAAACCCGUGGACGCUAUAUACCUGCAGAACAUAGACUGGAGGAUGGGUGGAACACAUGGAACGCCCUAUGGGCAAGGAAGCUACUUCUCUAAGGAUGCCAAGUUCUCCAACAGCUACACCAGCCAGUCAGGAGUCAGGUCCAUGUUUGUUUGUCAUGUGCUGGUGGGAAAUUACACGCAAGGACACUCCAGCUACCUCUGCCCCCCUUCAAAAGACGGAAGUCACACCAUCUCCUAUGACAUCUGUGUGGAUGAUAUCUACAAUCCCUCUGUAUUUGUGGUGGUCGGGAAGUACCAGGUUUACGCAGAGUACCUUAUUCAGUACAGGGAAGGGUCCAGGCCUGGGACCUAUGUUCCACCACCUAACUUUGUUCAAAACCAGAGCCACCACAACAUGCACUGGCAACCUAUUCCAGUCAUGCUACACUCACAAACCACCCCUGUGCUGCCUAACAAUGCAAGUUUCAGAUCUCCUUGCCCAACAGGACAGAGAACCCCCAGACCUACCUUGACACAUGCUUCUGCACAGUUUGGCUCCCUGAACUCCCUGACACAUCCAUCGUUUCAGCCAGGUCUGAUGACUUUCGUCUCUCAUCCACCACCCUGGGUCGGCUCUAUGACCUCCAUACCACGCGCACCUCCAUCAAGGACAAGAAGAUCACAGUUUACUAAAAUGGAAGCAAAAAGUAAACCUAUGGCAUCACUAGAUAAUCUAUACGUCUUGGUAGUCCAUUUUUUCUUUUGAAAUUUAGGGGGAAAUUACCUUUAUGUAUAAAUAAAUUGUAUUUAUGGACUUUA